AGUCACGUGGCCCGCACCUCCCCGGCGCGCGCCCGCCCGCCGCUCGCCCCCGGCCCGGCUCCUCCUCCUCUUCUCGCCAUUGCAGUUGGGACUGGAGCAGCCCCGGCGAAAACCGCGUGGCUUUUUUUUUUUUUUUUUUUUUUUUUUUUUUUUUUUUUUUGAGGGGGGUUGUGAAGACUCCGCUGGCUGGUGGCAGGAGGGCGGCGGCGGCUGAGGUCGAGGGGCCGCGACGCCGACAAGAUAGUUGAAGUAUUGGUAACACCAAGGAAAGCUGUCACAAUUUGAAAAGAUAAUCCAAGACUGAUUUCCAGACACUACAAGAAAAAAGGAAGGAAAAAUGGCAUUGUACCAUCAUCACUUCAUCACAAGAAGAAGAAGGCGUCCCAUGAGAAUUUUUGUGAACGAUGAUCGCCAUGUGAUGGCAAAGCAUUCUUCAGUGUACCCAACGCAAGAGGAGCUGGAGGCCGUACAGAAUAUGGUAUCUCACACUGAGCGGGCCCUCAAGGCUGUCUCUGACUGGAUUGAUGAGCAGGAGAAGGGCGGCAGCGAGCUCACUGAGGCAGAAAAUAUGGAUACGCCCCCAGACGAUGAGAACAAAGAAGGGGCUGGGGAACAGAAGGCGGAACACAUGACUAGGACCCUGAGGGGCGUGAUGCGGGUCGGCCUGGUAGCCAAGGGUCUUCUGCUCAAGGGGGACUUGGAUCUGGAGCUGGUUCUGCUCUGUAAGGAGAAGCCCACAACUGCCCUGCUGGACAAGGUGGCUGACAACCUGGCCAUCCAGCUCACUACUGUAACAGAAGACAAGUAUGAAAUACUCCAGUCUGUGGAUGAUGCUGCGAUUGUGAUAAAAAACACAAAAGAACCCCCCUUGUCUUUGACCAUCCACCUGACCUCCCCUGUUGUCAGAGAAGAAAUGGAGAAAAUAUUAGCCGGAGAAACGCUAUCAGUCAACGACCCCCCGGACGUUCUGGACAGGCAGAAAUGCCUUGCUGCCUUGGCGUCCCUCCGACACGCCAAGUGGUUCCAGGCCAGAGCCAAUGGGCUGAAGUCAUGUGUCAUUGUCAUCCGUGUCCUAAGGGACUUAUGUACCCGAGUGCCCUCUUGGGGUCCCCUCAGAGGAUGGCCGCUGGAGCUGCUGUGUGAGAAGUCCAUUGGGACUGCCAAUAGGCCAAUGGGUGCUGGCGAAGCCCUGCGAAGAGUGCUGGAGUGCCUGGCAUCCGGCAUCGUAAUGCCAGAUGGUUCUGGCAUUUAUGACCCUUGUGAAAAAGAAGCCACUGAUGCUAUUGGGCAUCUAGACAGACAGCAACGGGAAGAUAUCACACAGAGUGCGCAGCAUGCUCUGCGGCUUGCUGCUUUUGGUCAACUCCAUAAAGUCCUAGGAAUGGACCCCCUGCCUUCCAAAAUGCCCAAGAAACCAAAGAACGAGAACCCAGUGGACUACACUGUUCAAAUUCCCCCCAGCACCACCUACGCCAUCACACCCAUGAAACGCCCCAUGGAAGAGGAUGGGGAGGAGAAAUCUCCCAGCAAAAAGAAAAAGAAGAUCCAGAAGAAAGAGGAGAAGGCCGAACCUCCCCAAGCUAUGAAUGCCCUGAUGAGGCUGAACCAGCUGAAGCCGGGGCUGCAGUACAAGCUGAUCUCCCAGACAGGUCCUGUUCAUGCCCCCAUCUUCACCAUGUCUGUGGAGGUAGAUGGCAGUACCUUCGAGGCUUCAGGGCCAUCUAAAAAGACUGCCAAACUACAUGUGGCUGUAAAGGUGUUACAGGACAUGGGCUUGCCAACAGGCGCUGAAGGCAGAGAUUCCAGCAAAGGGGAGGACUCGGCUGAGGAGUCAGAUGGGAAGCCAGCCGCAGUGGCCCCACCCCCUGUGGUAGAAGCUGUCUCCAACCCUAGUUCUGUCUUCCCUUCAGAUGCCACUACUGAGCAGGGGCCGAUAUUGACUAAGCAUGGCAAGAACCCAGUUAUGGAACUUAAUGAGAAGAGGCGUGGUCUCAAAUACGAACUAAUUUCCGAGACUGGGGGCAGCCACGACAAACGGUUUGUUAUGGAGGUUGAAGUGGAUGGUCAGAAGUUUCAAGGUGCUGGUUCAAACAAAAAGGUGGCAAAGGCUUAUGCUGCUCUUGCUGCAUUAGAAAAGCUUUUUCCUGAUGCCCCCCUUGCCCUUGAAGCCAACAAAAAAAAAAGGACCCCUGUACCUGUCCGAGGUGGACCCAAAUUUGCUGCCAAGCCACACAACCCUGGCUUUGGCAUGGGCGGCCCCAUGCAUAACGAGGUGCCCCCGCCUCCUAACCUUCGAGGCCGGGGUCGAGGAGGGAACAUCCGUGGGCGAGGACGAGGGCGAGGAUUUGGUGGCGCCAACCAUGGAGGAGGCUACAUGAAUGCUGGUGCCGGAUAUGGAAGCUAUGGGUACGGCAGCAAUUCGGCCACGGCAGGCUACAGUGACUUUUUCACAGACUGCUACGGCUAUCAUGAUUUUGGGGCUUCCUAGAGCGUCUAAAAGUAUUGACACAAAAUCAACUUUUUACUCCAAUUUCCUCCAACUCCAAAACCCAAAGUGUCCGUGCUGUGUCCCUGUGCUUCUCUGGGGUUCUCAACCGUGGCUUCCACCGCAGCUUGUCUGAGACUGCUAGCCUGCAGACUUAAGACAAUGGCAGGUUCUGUCAUGAAUUUGCCUUUGAACUUGGUCAUUUCGAAGUACACACUAAGUGGAAAAACCCUUUUCUCAGAAUGUUUUUUCUUAUUUUUAUUUUUAUUUUUUUGUGUGCAGCCUCGCACAGAAUCAGAAUUCUAGAACCAGCGUUGCUCAGCAUCAAGGCAAAAGCCCAUCUUUGCUUUUUAUGGAAAGCAUUCCUUUAUUUAAAGAGACAGAUAAUGGCACGUUUUAAUCUACCUUUGUCUUAAUUUACAGCAGGUUUUGUAUGCAUUUUUAACCUUUUCACAAAUUUCCACAUCUGAUUGAUGCCUUUGGCAGUGAUGAAAAUGGUUUCAGGACAUGUGAAUCCAGAGCAGCUGACUUUUUCUUGCCAUUUUAAGGAGGAUAUAAGCCUCUGGGAUGGCCAGGACUUGGUAGAGCAGGGCCUCCCCCCUUUUGUAAUGCUCUGGUGGGUCCUGGGUUAAGGGGAUUCUGUGGCUGCUUUAGUUAAGAGAGUGUACUUGCAAAGGCAUCAAAACUGCGCUUCCGUUACCUGUGUGAGAAGUAAGACAGGCUUGAAAGGAGAGAAUAACGUGAAAUUUUGCAAGUCCUGAUCACAGCUGUUAAUGUAUGGACUUCUGGGUUGGGUUCGAGUUUUUUUUUUUCACACUGGACCCUUAAAACUGAUCUGGAGGCCCGCACAGUCCUAGGACCCCCCCCCCCCCCAGCAGAGCUACACUGCUGGACACCUAAAAGUUUCUCCCCAUGUGUAAAGUACAAGGCUCCUUUUUUUCUGGUGGGGAUCCUUGUGAUACUGUGGUUAGGCCUCUGCUCUGUAGUCUUUGCUACAGAUCUGCCCCUACUUUGACUUGCAAGAUUUGAUGUUUAUUCAGGCAAAAAAGUGGCCAAAAUGGUUAUCGUGUGACUUGUUCCCCAAGGUUUGAAAAGUCAGUGAAACUUUCUAAGACUUUGCAUGAUGUGUUUUAUUUUAUUUUUUAGAAAGUUAUUGUUUGCGAAUAAUGUCUUUUUAUACCAGGAAAUAGUUCUGAAUGACAUUGAAAACCUACCCUUUCCUUAUUACUAUUAUUAUUUUUUAAAUGAAUACAUGUUAAAGUAAUGAGCCUUCCGUACUGGUGUCUUCAUUCAUGCCCGGCUUCAGGCAGGCAGCUCAGUCGCUCAGCAUAGGACCCUGGGGAAGCCAAGGCAGGGGCCUGGAGGAGGGACUGGGGUUGGGGUUGGGGUGAUCUGGAGCCCUGGGCUUCCCAGUGUCCUCACUGAGCCUCCAUGUGUUUGCUUUCUUGCAUUGUGGGACACUUCCUCCUCUGUAGUGUCGUGACUGUGUGAUGGGGCUGGGUGAGGUCUGUCUAAAGACAGGCUUGCACAGGGACAUUAUCUCUGCGAGUGCUUGUGCAUCAGCAUGGGGGUGGGGGAUGGACCCACCAGUGGGUUGAGGGGAGGCAUAGUGCCCUUAGUUCUCAACCAGGGAAGCAAGGUCAGGCUGUGUGGGAGCACCCUUCUGCCUGUCUGGGGCCUAUCGGGGUUCACUGGGCUAAAGGUCUGCAUGCUGGGGCUACUUUGGGAAUCCAGGCUUCUGGGAGCUCCAAGGUCCCUGUUGAGCACUGGGAAAUGUUCUGGCUUCCCCUGAGCCUGGAGGUGGGAACUCCCUUCUGUAGCGGGACUGAAGUGAUGCCUUGGCCCGGCCCGGCGCUGUUGUUCUCCUGCUCCUAUCAACUCCACCCAAGUCUCCCAAGGGAGCAUGUUGAUAAACCCACAGUGAGCCAAAGUGGGGGCCAGAGACUGUAGCGGCCACAGUGCUAUCUAUCAUCAGUCCUGCCACUGAGGCUCCAUUCAGACCCUGAACCUCAGUCUCAGCCUGUGUUUGCCUUCUCCUGAGACUGGGGGCCCCUCUAUGCCUUCAGUUGUGUUUCUCACACUAAGGACGGAGGCGGGGCAAGUGUCCUGAGUCUCAAAUCACUGCCUCAGAGCAGCUGGUCUCUGAAGACCAUGGUGGUUUUAGAGCCCUCAUGGCAAGGCAUCUCCUGGGGUCCCCAAGGCUUGUGCCUGUUGAGCUCAUUCCUGCACGGAGGGGAAGGGGGUGGCUCACUGCUUCUGGGUGCUUUGCUUUUCCUGUCACCGUUGGGGACAUCUGGGUAGCCGUCAGCUAGUCCUGAAUGUCAUCCACGCUCGGAGCCCAUCUCAUUGUAAUGUUGACAUCCGCAAAGCUGCUGUCUACUGCCGCUUGUCAUCAGCUGAGGGUGAGUGGAGCUGAAGGCUGGGCUGGCUGCUUCAGCCAGGCUGCUCUGAGCAGUAAGCUGUGGGCCAGCCUUCAGGGCCCACGACUGCUGCCUUUCUCCCCUCCCAGCCCUCACCCUGGGACCCUCCACCUGAUCUGCUGCUUCCCU
Messenger RNA from Onychomys torridus (southern grasshopper mouse), 5034 nucleotides. RefSeq names its product interleukin enhancer binding factor 3 (gene Ilf3). Gene Ontology annotation, molecular function: double-stranded RNA binding; single-stranded RNA binding. The record is from RefSeq and is a predicted model, not a curated record. Lineage: Eukaryota; Metazoa; Chordata; Mammalia; Rodentia; Cricetidae. Gene Ontology annotation, cellular component: precatalytic spliceosome. Bases 338 to 2488 code for a protein of 716 amino acids. The transcript is spliced from 19 exons.